Octopus sinensis (East Asian common octopus) is the source of this 12447-nucleotide messenger RNA. RefSeq names its product protein unc-80 homolog. Bases 1283 to 11953 code for a protein of 3556 amino acids. Lineage: Eukaryota; Metazoa; Mollusca; Cephalopoda; Octopoda; Octopodidae. Gene Ontology annotation, molecular function: monoatomic cation channel activity. The record is from RefSeq and is a predicted model, not a curated record. Gene Ontology annotation, biological process: monoatomic cation homeostasis. The transcript has 63 exons. Gene Ontology annotation, cellular component: axon; cation channel complex.
GAGAUGGAUGGGGUGCUAAACAACCAGCCAAGGUCUCUUUUUCUAUCUGUCUUUCUAUUCAUUCCAAUCGGAUAGUCAGUCAGUCAGUCAUUCUGCCAGUUAAAUUGGCAGUUGUUGGUUGCUGCUGCAAGAUAAAUUUUCUUUCCCGCUUUCGUAUCAAAAUAAUUGGUUACGACAUUGAAACAGUACUAAGCUGCUUGCAGAACCAACUGUUUAUACGCUUCAAUGGCGGCAUCGUUAUUACCAUCGUCAUCCACAAUAAUAUUGAUAUUACUUUUCAUCAUCUAUUAACGUGUUCUCAUCUACCUUAACUACUAACUAAGAACAAAAAGCAAGUUUUUUUCUACAAAAUAUCAGCACUAUAAUUUUCUGUUUGUUGUCAUGUCCAUCAUAUAAACUGACGAACUGCUUUCGUUUUUCUGCUGUUUCAUUUUCUUCCUGUGAAUGACAACAUGUAGAUGUUGUCUAGUGGUAGCUAAUAUUAACAGAACAAGAUAAAUAAUCGGUUUUGUAGCUAAUUCACUGACAUCCAUCCGAACAAUUCUAAUACUGCGAAUGAGACUAAGAUAUCGGCUGCUGCUUCUUGCCAUUUUGUCUACUUCCUUAUUCUACGGCCGCAGCAACAGUUCUUGUGUAUGUAUGUGUGCAUGUAUGUAUGUGUGCAUGUAUGUAAUAUGAGUGCGUGCCAAGCUUAUUAUUGCUCCCACUUCCAGUUUUCAACUUUCUAUUAGCGUUAGAAGGAAGAAUUUAGCAAGUGAUAAAAAACAAGGUGGAUGGUUACUUCUCAGCGAUAUCAAAUCUAUGCAAAUUGACCGUAGUUUUGCGGAAAAUAAAUAAACAGAACGAGUAACAACAAAAGGCGUUGUUUAACGUAACAAAUUUUCCAUAUAAUUUUUCAAUCGGGAACCACCACCACCACCGCCGCCGCCACCACUGCUACCUCCACCACCAUCACCAUAACAUCAAAUCAACAGUUCCAACCGUUUAUAUAACAAAUGCGCUACACACCCUGACAUCAGAUGUAUUUCCUAAAUCUCAAUUCCGUAUUUUCUUCUGGCGAAUUCUUCGGGAACCUAUUAACAACAAGUCUUUGAUUAACGAUGUCGACUCGAAAGAAACGUUGGAUAAUUUCUAUAUAUUCCCUUCGUGUGUUCUAUUAGUAGUUAAAUGUCUAAGUAAUGGCACCACAGACAUCAUCGGUCAGUUGGCCAUAGGGUGCCAUUCUGUCAUUCAUAUAUAUAUAUAUAUAUAUAUAUAUAUAUAAUUUGAAAUAGUGUGAAAAAUGCCUAAACGAAAGUUUGGAAAUGGCGUGGACUAUGAUCAUUCCAUACCUUUGCCCAUUCAGUCCUUCUUCUGGCGCCAGACAAGUAUGUUCAUCCGGCCCAAGCUGGUUAACAUCAUUGAAACAUCCUGUUUGUCGUUUGAACGUGUGGUGGUACAAAAUAUUCUCCAUGGUUUAUCACCAAGUUUGUGUGAAGCUAUACACAGUGUAUCAAGGUGGAAGGUCAUUCAGACAGCUUUUCCUCAUGUGUUACAUGCAUGUGCUGCUCUUCUCGCAGAAAGAAAGCAAAGAGAUGCUAUUGCAAAGUUUACCAACUGUGAAACAAAAUUACUCUAUACAUUACAUUGGAUUCUUUUAGAUGCAGCAUCAGAAUGUGAAGACAAUUGGGCAGAAAUGAAUCAGGGAGCUCCAAGUGGACGUACUUACAUGCAUGCACUUGGUACCAUUCAACUUUUUGUGUACUUACUAGCACCACUAGUACACACCUUAUCUGAAACAGAUUUUCAAAGUUUGAAAUUGGAGAAUGGAUUAAGAAUAUGGCAGCCUUUGAUAGAACAUUACCUCCCUGAUGUACCUUGUUUCUCAUCCCUUGUCAAGCCUCAACGCAACAUCUUGAAAGCUCAUCGUAGCAAUACAAAACAUAACACUAAUGCUGCCAACAUAUACAUUGGUAAAGGUUGCUCUGAGCAGAAUCUUUAUCAUGGUGUUGAACUUUGUAUUGAUGAAAAAGAAGACUCAAACGUUUUCAGUGGUAAUGAGCCUACAUCUCCAUUAGCACCUCUUGCACAUAUGAGUGACAUCUGUGCUUUGUCAAGCUCUGACAGCCAAUCUGCCACAGUUGAUGUUGUCUGUGAAUAUUGCAAUUCUGUUGUGCCUGUUCGUUCAAGUAAAAAUGGUACGUGUAAAUGUAGAGGGAAAAACAGUAGCAUCAAGUUUUCUUUUGAUUCAAAGCUUUCUGUUUUGCCUAAGGUACCUGAAACCCCACCAGAUAAAGAUUAUUUAAAUCAGAAAUUGACAAGUGCUGAUACUACUUGUUCAAAAAGCUCUAGUUCUACAUCUCCUGAUGUUUUGUCUGCUUGCUAUUUUGAUAUUGCAGUACUUAGGUGUUUAUUUUGCCUACAUUGGCCUGAAGAUGGUAUUUAUUGGGCUUUAAAGUAUAUUCAUCGUCGACUUUUAGAGAUAUGUGAUGAAUAUGUUAGAAUGGGACAUUCAGAACGUGAACGAAGCAAGUCUCUACCAAUUCCGAGUAUUCAAGUGCUACAAAUGUAUUCUGCCAUGCCCUAUCCCUCUAUGAAUGUGCAGGAUUCUGUAUAUUCUCCCUGUACUCCACGGCGCAAGUCUUAUAAUACAUCCAACCAAAAUCUUUCAUCCACAAAUCUUUCUCAAGCACCCACCACACAUAAAGAACCACCCCAUAAACGCAUUAGAGUAACUGAACUAAAACAGUUGUUUGAUUCUUCACGCAACAAGAAAUACACUACCGAACCAGAAGAAAAUGAAUUACAUUCUCUAAGAAGCAGACGUGCUGAACCUUCAAACAUUUCUCUCAAAUCUCUCAAAGCAGAUUCUUCAAGUUCUUGUACUUUAUCAACAUUAGACACCGAUUCUGAUUUUCCUCGACCAAAUUCAGCAUUUGCCAAUUACCUUGAUGUCAAGAAAGAUAGCAAGUCAGAUGAUAUAUUUUCUGAUCCAGCCCGUCGUAAAAGCAUGCCCUCUCUACAUCAGUCAGAUAAGGAUUCACUGGCUGGGACUAAUCAGUUAAGCAAUCAAGCCUCUCCUUGUUCUGGUAGGGUCGAUUCAAUGCCUGUUGGAUUAAAUCUUAAAUCCAACCAACAGCCAAGUCAACGAGAACAUCUUUUACAUCCUAUAAUAACCAUCACAGAACAUAGUCCUUGUGAUGCAACAUCUCUGGCUGCUCCAUCUCAAUCUCCUAACUUAUCUGACAGACAGCGUCGAGGCAGCAAUGAAUCCAGAAGACAAGUCCAAGACUUCAGCUCAGUAACAACACUGAACAUGGCACGCAGCAUGACUGAUUCUAAUAUUGCAUAUUCUACUGAAGAUGAUAUUCAGGAAGCUUCAGGAUCUGUUUAUUAUAUCCAAGACAAUGGCCAAUUUAAUUAUGGCAUCAUUCUAAAGGCAGUACAUUUUGUGUCCAUGAAUGAACACAGCCCAAGAAUAUGUGAAGUGUUGUUGAAUAUUUUAAAUUCACUUCUGGAUCUAGAUAUUAUAGAUAUGAAAAGGUCUGAGUCAGAAGCUUCCAAAUCAGAUUCUACUGGUGUUAUUGAUGAAAAUGCUAAGAAAUCAGAAGACAAAAAAGAAACAAAUAAAAACGAAGAAACUACUUACUGUAUUGCUAUGGAUAGUAUUGUCAGGAUAUACAAGUCUCUUGGAUGUCCUCAGGGUUGUGGUGAUGGUGUCAGGGGUACCAGUGGUGAAAAUCUUAGGCAAAGGGGACAAAAUUGUUUACAAAGACUUCAAAGAGGGAAUCCGUCAUUGUUUCGGAAAUAUUUACGUGAUUCUGUUCAUAGACAUUCAAUUCAAGACAGUGUGGAUUUUAUGCAUUCAAUACUUGGAUUUUGUAUUGAGUCAGGGAGUGUAGUUCAAUCUCCAACUGAUUCCAUUUGUACAAUCUUACAAUCAUGGUUGGAUUCUGAAUGCAUUGAGAAACUGGCGUCAGGUCACAAGAAAUGCUCAUCUUCUGAGAGUAGUGCACUCAACUUUUCAAACAACUUUGGCCAUAGUAUAGGUGGUGUUGGACAUCGUGGUGUUGAAGGUGUUAUUGUAGCCAACAUUCUCAAGCCUUUAGUAUCUAAAUGUGUUGAUAGUAUCAAAGAACUUAGCAGCCAAGAAAAUAUUAGUUUAUUCUGUGAUGUGCGUCAGUUGAUAUCACACGUAAAGGAAGUACAUGGUGGAACCUUACGCCGUGUUGCACUUAGUGGAUUAUUAGAUUCUCUUGAAAGACUUAGAAAAAAGAAAACAGUUGAGAAGGAGAAAGAGAAUGAUAGAGCUAUUAAAGGAACCCCCAUAUCAACUAGACACACUACUUCUGGUACAUCUGACAGUGGAGAUGAAAAAGAUUGGCAUAAGUCCUCUUGUGUGAGUGUUCAUGAAGAAUCUGCUCCUGUAAAGAAUUCACGACGAUCCAUAUUUCGAAAGAAAGUGAAAAAGCCAUUGGUGACACCCUAUUCUACUGCCAGUGAUUCUGAAAUUCUUGAAGAUACUUCCUUUUACAAACAAGGCUCCAGACUUAGUAUGUCUGCAAGUGAAGAUGACCCUCCAUCUGGAAGUAAUACUCCAAAACGUAGAUUCAGUAGAUUUCAGUUAGGCUCCAAGCGUCAUGUGAAAUCAGACCAUGAAGAGGACAUUGCUUGCGAUACCCCGAUAUUAGAUCGCAGAGACAGUCGCAGUGAGACUCAUUUCAACCGAGUUAAAGGCAAAAUGUCCUUCCGUGCUGCAAGCCAUGCAACAUUGACAUUUCUGAGUGCCAGGAAGAGGAUAGAAGAUGGCAUAAAAACCCUUGGAAGACGAAUGAGCCGACGGGGCAGUGUAGAUGAUGCUCGGGCAAGUGGUUCAAAUGAUACGACGGACCAUGCAGAAAAUGAUAUGUGGUUCCGGAGAGAGAAAAAGCUGGUUGAUCAGUAUGUCAUCAAAUCUGGAAUGAUGAGAUUCUCAUUUUUACUAGAAUGUUGUGCUCCAGGUUCUUUACCUGAUCCGCAGCUUGUUGCUGCAAUGUUGACUCUGGAAGCACCAGUGAUUGCCCGAGCAACUUUGUUAUUGGAAUGUGCCCAUUUUAUACACCGUUGUAACAAUGGGGAUUGGCCAAAUUGGAUGAAACUCAACUUACCAACAUUUCGUCAUUCAACUGCAGCCUUGCAAAGCAGGGGGCAACCUUCAGGUUAUAGACGUAGCUUAGUCUUCCAAAGAGCAGCUGGCAAGAUGUUUUAUCAAUGGGCAGAGACUUUGGGAAGCCAGUUGGAAUACAUCAUGGCUAAAGAAUACACUGAUAAACUAACUGUUAUCGAUGAAGUUACUGAUGAGCUGCGUAAAAGAGAAUUACGAAUGGAAGAUGAAAAUGAAAAUUUUUUAGAUGAAGCUACUGUAAAUUUUACUGGAGCUGAAUGCCCUUAUGCCUUGAAAAUGGUUGCUUGCCUAGUCCUCCUGGAAAUUACAACUUUUAUGAGAGAAACCUAUCAAUAUAUACCUAAAUCCCGCAUGGGAAAGAGAGAUGCUGUGUGGGAGCGAACAGCAAGUACAACUCGAAGAUGGAGUAGUGGAAUUGGUAGUCCUGGACAUUCAGAGAAAAGUAUUGAAUCAAACAUAGGAGAUGUUCCACAAACUAUGCAAUCUGGUUCAACAACUGUUGGAAGCCCAACAGAGAGAAAAAUAAGUUUUGCAGUCCAGGCCGAGCGAUCAGAUUCAAUCCAUAGUAGUAAUACUUCACUGUCGGUUGUAGAAGGAACAGAGGAAAGAAAAGGUGUUCCUGAGGUGUAUUCAACAUUGCCUUUUGGAGAUGUAGAAUUGUGGAGAAGACUAGCCCAAGGUCGCCAGAAAUUACUGAAGCAUUUUAGACGAAGUUCUGGUCCUGGGCAUAAUUCAAGUUUCCGUCACAAUAGGAGUUUCCGGUUGAAAAGGCAAGAAGGCGGGAGUAUCAAGCGGUUUGGAAGCAUACGUUCCAGAAAGAUUAGUAGUCAGUCUAUCCGGUCAGAUAAAAAGUUUUUAGAAGAGGAACAAAUGGAAGGCGGUGAUUCACAACAAGCUACUAGUGACCAUGAAGCACAAGAAAGUCAUACUGAUCAAGAUGCCUACGACGAGAAAAACUUGGGUCAAAAUAUGCCAUGGAUUAAAAUUGUUGUCCAACUUGCCAAUUUGUCUAAUUUCAUUUGUACUCACCAAAAUUAUUGUCACCCAUAUUGUUAUGAGCGACAGCGGCGCAGCUGUUCACGCUUAAUCACAGCAGUGAAUAAAAUAUAUGAAUCUGUAAAAGAAGUGGAAGUGAAGAAACCUCAUAAAGUAGUUGAUUUGAGUUCUACAUUGCAGAAGGAUAAACUCAAAAGAAAAGAGUCCCUUUUUCAGCAAGCAUCACCCACACGUAGAAGGGAGAGUACUCCUCUCCUUGAGAAAAUUAAAUCAGACGUAUCCCUCUCUAAAUUAAAAUUAAGCUCUCCACAUUGGAAGAAAGAAGAAAAGCCACACAAGGCAAAAGCUGAACCAUUACCAAUUGUUAAAUAUAUCACCACUCAGGCACAUAAUCUUACCCAGUCCCCAAUGGCAGUUGUGACUAAGGCAGCACCUAUAUUAUCUGAAAAUACUUUUGUUGAUAUGAUGCCCGUAGCAUGGGAACUCAUUUUGGAAAGUGAUCAGGAAUUGGCUGCUUCUGCAGCUACUGUGUUCCUGCUAACUUCUGUGAAGGCCCCAGAUAAAGCACAAGCCAUGCUUGUAAGAGAAAUGCAGCAUGAAGAUGUUAACCAUCGAAUUAAUUCCAUUCUAAGAUUUGGUACACUUUGGCAAUUUCGCUACCAAGUAUGGCCUCGCAUGGAAGAAGGUGCAAACAAUAUCUUUAAGGUCCCUCCACCAAAUAUCGACUUUACUUUGCCUUCACCAACAAUUGGAUUACCUAGUCAAACUGUUAUAGAUCCUCCAUGGAAACCACUUUUUAAAGCAAAGAUUGAGGAAGUUACAUUAAAUCAAGAAGAAACAAAAACUUUAGUAACUGCAACAACCACUCGUCGCAAACAACAGCAAGAAAUGAUUCUGCGUGCGCUGCGUGCUGAAGAAGAACGCAAGAGAAUUGGCCGUGAAAAUUUCCCACUGACCACUACUCCAGUAUUGCAACUUGCCGCUUAUGAACCUGCCCUUCAUCAUGUUAGUGAAGACCAUGAAGAAGUCAUAUCUUUGACUUCAGCUCUCGCUGUACAGGAGGAAAUAAACAUGGCUGCACGGCGUGUUUCUCUGGCCCCCAUCAAUCGUGCUAAUGUCCAAAGUCGUAGCAUGUCAUGGAGAAAUGGUAGCAUACACUGGGGAAGGCUAACCCUUGAAGAUCUGAAUCACUAUCAACCUAGUAUUUCUCCUACUCCAACUUUACCUCUUAUAGGCGAUGAAGAUAGAACUGAACAUAUGCACCACAUGCAGUUACUCCCAAGCUUUUUUCCAUCAUGUAUGUGUGUAGCAAUUCUACCAAUUCUUCAUUUGAUGGAUGAUUUUGAUGUAAACAAUGAUGGAAUGUCUGUGGCUGAUACAGCUCGGAAUGUGAUCUGGAAAUGUCUUGUUGAUGACCCUGCCUUAUUUCUCAGACAUUUUUUGGAAAAACUUACCAACAAAGAUCGGCAGGAGGAACUAAUAUUCUUACUAAGAAAACUGCUUCUUUAUUUUCGUGACUUACCAGCACAGAUGGCACAUUCAUUAUUCAAUUAUUUGAUUGGUUAUGUUAUAUUCUAUGUGCGAACACCAUCUGAAGGUGGAAAGGAAUGUAUUGCUGGUGCUCUUUCUCUUCUAUGGCAGAUUAUACCAAGUGUCGAAGAGAUAUAUUUCAAAGAUUUAAAGCAGACAUUACGUAAAGAACAGUGUGAUCCUUUCCUUUUAGUUUCAUCUAAUGUUCCAAGUGCUAAAAAGAUAAUUGUGCAUGGCCCAGAUUUAGCAAGCAUACCCUCUCAGUUUCCUAUACAAGAGGACACAAAAUUUUCUCAGAUUCUCACUGAUUCUCUGGAUUUCUUCAAUAUCCCUGAAGACCAGCAUAACUCUUACUUCAUUGUGGACACAAAAUCAAAUCAUAUGCACAACUUGAAUUCAUAUGUACGUGACUUUUAUUUUUUCCAUCGAAAUAUCUACCCACAACUGAGCUUAGUUCAUAUGAACCCAGAUGCUGCCUUUCAAUCACUACAAAAACAGGCUUUUGUCUUAAAGUUUGUAGAAUUUGGCAAAGUACUGUUUAGUAAUGCUGUUUUACAAAGUACCCAGUCACACCAGCUUCAAAACCAUGUUUCAUUCUUGCAUGAAGAAUUUAUGAAGCUUCCAACUUUUCCACGUAAAGCAUUGGAAGCAGAAUUCAAUUUGUACUGUGGAAACUGGGGAAAGGAACUAUAUGGAAUGGAUACACUACACAAGUAUUCAUGGGUAAAAUUGAUCAAUACCAUGUUCUCAUCAAUGAGCAAGACAUUCAACUGGUCCAACGACCUACCUCUCUUCUUAAAUGUUCUCAACGGAACUAUAGUGCUACAUUGUGAAGACACAGCUGUCCUUAGAAACUGUUUGGCUAUUCUUAUAAACACAUCAAAACAUUUUAAGCAUAUUUUUUCUACAAGUGGCUUCUUGCAUAUAAUGCCAACUAUUCUUCGAGUGUACAGCAACAACCAACCAAACACCGUCCUGUGUAAAGCUAUAGAGUUCACUUGCCGCCAAUUUUACAUCCUUCACAGAAAACCUUUUAUACUUCAGAUGUUUGGCAGUACUGCACCAAUUCUAGAUAUGGACAGCUGUGUAACAAGAGUGUUUGACUGUAAUAAGAUACAACCUGAGUGCUUAUUCAGAAUUAUCCUUGAUAUUGGUCAUUCUGUUAAUGAUAAUUUGGACAUCCUUGAUUUAGUCACUGGAGAGAAACCACUAAAGGCACUAGACUUUUGCUAUGAAAAUGAUUCUGGAAACUUUGAUAUGGUUGAUAUUGUAAAUAUGUGUGUGACUGUCAUUGCAUAUUCUCCUGAUUCCUUCCGGAGCUACCAAAUGUUGAUUAUCCUGGAAGUAGUUGUGCCAAGAUUUUUGAAACAUCUAAAGGAAGGAACUACGCAGAAAGAAAGCCUGAGUGCAGCUCAAGCAGAGAUCCAAGCUAUUACCAAUAUAGCUGUCUCAAUAAGAGCCUUGAUUAAUUCAUGUGAAAUAUUCACAAGAAAUAUGAGUAUUCCACAGCGUCACAUGGAGGUUGUAAAUGCAAGCAUGAAACCUAUGCAGAAUCAUACCAACUUCUCCACACAAACAUCUGGAUAUUAUUAUGAUGAUAAAGAAGAAUCUCAUACCAGCCGUGUUGGAGAUGAUGGCAGAAAGAAAGGAUAUGUGCCUGAUGAUGAUGUUGAUGCCAAGCAGGAAUUUCGUAAACCCCGAGAUACCUUGCUAUUCAUUUCCUCUGAGUUUUUCUCCAACUGUCACUUCCGUCUACGUGAAUUGCGAAAAAAGAAGGCUGACCCCUCACUCCGUCCUGCUGAUAAACCACCUGAGCUAUUUGACUCUAAAACACAUAAUCGCCUUGCUGAAAUUGCUCAUACAUUAUUGAAGCUAGCUCCAUAUGACCCCUACAGCAUAUCUUGCCCGGGAUUACAAAGUUACAUGGUCCAUGUCCUGCCAAUAACUGACUGGUCCCAAGAACAAAUUCGGCCUGCUUUAAUUCUCAUACUCCGCAGACUGGACAGACUUUUCAGUAAAGUUUCAAAAAAGUUGUUGGUUAGGCAAGGAUGUCAUGAGAGACAAAUUGACUGGGAAGCUGCUGCAAACUUACUUAAAGGUGUUUACUUAACCCUGCGCAAACACAGUUUUAUUGCCCAUCUUUCUCAUCUUAAGACUCUCAUCAAUGUAUUGAUUGGUUUAAUUCUCUCUGGAAGCACCGGUUCAUCGCAAGACCAUAUGGUCCCAACUUUCUAUGGAAGCCACAAGAGUGACCAAAGUCAAGCUCUGCUGCCAGCUCCUUCAAUUUUUUGUUCAGCAGUCAUUAAACUUGUUGCAAUGCAAAUGCAAGUUCUUGGGGAACAAUUUUCUCUGGAACAAAUAUUUGGAGGAAUGUCUGUUUUCCCUUCAAUAGAGUGCUGUUUAAACAUGCUCGUUGAUUUUAUUCUGCCUCUCUGCAUUCGAACUGGCUAUGGAAGAAGAGAUUCUCCUCGGCUCCUUCAUGCUGACAUCCGAUAUGCAUUGUCAGUUGUCCUUCAUGCCUUGAAUCCACCUAUAAAACAUAGUAGCCAGUCUAAUACCAAAACGGGUAGCCAUCAUAUAAACAUUACUGAACAAGGCCAAUCAGAUAAUUUUCUACCAACAGAAAAGUAUUUUGUGAAACCUGGCUGCAUAGAACUACAGGAACAAACUGCUUACCUUGGUUUACAGGUCUUGAUGGUUUGUUUUGACAAUACUUUAGCAGCAGAAUGGCAUCAUGUGGCGAAAUAUGUUAUGGACAUCAGCACUAAAACUAGAGGAUCCCUUUCCCUUUGGAAAUUUCUAGACUUUAUUGUCACAUAUCGGCCCUCAGUAUUCCUCCUGCUUCAACCAUUCAUUCAGUUCAAGAUGAUGAAAGUUAAUUGUGACACUGCAGAAGAAUAUUUCUUACAGCAAAUUAUCAAAGACAAACUAAUGGGCGUCCAUUCUGUGAAUCAUCCUAAAUGUAAAGGUAACAUUCUCAUUCAGUUGACAAUAGAGUUACGACAGAUCAAAGAAGAAUUAGCAAAUGCAGACUUUUCUUCAGGUACUCCUGCCAUGCUUUCUGACCAGUCAGAGCUUUCUUACAAUCAAGCCACUGAUCAGCAGCAACAAAUAAAUGAAAUAACAGCUGAAAUUGUACCUCCCAAAUUUUCUUUGGGCAGUGUGGGAAAACAUUCCAGCAAAGGUUCCACUGUAUUUUCUCAGUCCAGUUCUAGUAGCAGCACACCAUUUAAAACUGCAACAACUAUUAAUUCAAGUGCUGGCAGUGGAAGUCCUUUGAUAAGUACAAGCAAGAAAUCAACCCGCAGAAUCAGUGCAAAGGAUGGUAGCCGUAUCUUAGACAAGUUUGAACGCAAGAAUACAAUAGUAGAUGAUCCUUCACCAGAACCUCCUGAAACUACCUCACCCAAAUUACAACGACAGUCUACAAUAUGUUUUCAAGUUCGUCAAGGAAGCCCUAGUAGGACUUCUCAACCAGCUGGUAUUGUCUUUGAAAAUGAAUGCUCUGAAAGUCAAGUAAAUGGUGCAGUAACUGGAGCUAUGACUGACGAAGAAGGCUCUGCAGAUGUUUCAAGCCAUGAUCCUGCCAAACAUCGUCUGCAGAGGCAAGAUGCCAAGAGUCGCAAAACAUUCAAAAUUAAAAAGAAAACCAAAACCACUAGUAUGAGACACCUUAUUUCUCGGCGUGGUUUACAAGACCAGGGGGAUGGUGAAAUAGUUACUUUACAUCAAGGUUCCCCAACCCAUGGACCUCUCAGUUCAGCAUUUGGUCCCGAUGCCCAAACAUUACAGUUACGUCGAACAGGAGCUGGAGCACCUAUUGCAAAAUCAGUCGAAGUUAUUCCAGAGGCUGUUGAAGUAAAGCAGCCCCGGCGUAAACAGCGCUAUAUCCAGAGGUCAAAAUCCCAUGAUGACCCCUCUGCUGAUAUCCAUGCUCCCGCAGGUACUGCCAGAGGUCGCAUUGCACGCCAGGGUGCACGCAUUGUCCGAUCUCGCUCUCCCUCAGGUAGCCCUGUACGCCACCAUUAUGAACACCACCAUCACCAGUCCACUAAUGUGAGCCCAGCGACCAGUCAAACUUACAUGGUCACUCGGUGUGACUCAUCAGAUUCAAUAAACACCAAUGAAAACUCAGCAUUACUCAAGGAUGAUGAGAAAAACCAAGCACAAGCAGCACUUUGCAUCUAUUUUGAUGGGUCUGAGCUGGAUGACAGUGUAGAAGAAGAAACAAAUGUAUACAAAAGUAAAAAGAACAAAAAAACUAAAAAGAAACUUCCAAUCUAAAAAUUAGAAAUUUUAAAAGAAUAUAUAUUUAAACUAUUAUUUUUUUAAACAAUUUAGUUUUAAUUAUUUAAAGAUAAUUUAUGCAUUUAAAAUUCAAUUUUCUUUUAGUAUUGUUAUUUAAUUUUAACUGUAAAUGCAUUUUGUUCCAAAAGUAUUUUGAAUGAAUGAGACUAGUACUGCUACGGGAAAAAAUGUUUUACUUUGCAAAUAAUUAUGAAAAAAAUAUCUAUUUUAAAGAAACGUAUAUCUAUUUUGAUUCUUGUUGCUGAUUAAUCAUUCUGGUUGCUUGCAAUAGUUUGUUUUUUGGGGUUUUUUUUUCUUUUGAUUUGUUUUCGCAUUUGAUAUAACCCAUGUUUAUUAAUAUACUAUAAAGUUCUGUUUGUUUUUUAUUUCCUUUAUUAUUUGAUUUCAAGAUUAUAGUUCUCUCUUUUUAUGAUGAUGAUGAUUUAAUAAAUUUUCAAUAUUAUUACUGUUAAUACUAAUAUUAUUAUUAU